Molecule: messenger RNA, 816 nt
Organism: Argentina anserina (silverweed cinquefoil)
Lineage: Eukaryota; Viridiplantae; Streptophyta; Magnoliopsida; Rosales; Rosaceae
Exons: 1
Coding region: 1-816 (271 amino acids)
Source: RefSeq, a predicted model, not a curated record
AUGGAGAACCCUAACAAAGGAGCGUUCUAUAAUUUACUCUUGUGGGUUCACAAAAACCACCCAAAAACCCUAGCUCUAAAUGUCAGGGUCUUCGAGGCUUUAGGGUUGUUGGAAGAUCUGCUAAAAAUUCUCAAGCGAGUUUUGGAUGACUCCAUUAUAUCAAAUGACAGGAGCAAUGGUUCGGGAUGCGAUCAUGACGAGAAGAAGACGGAAGCUGUUGUAGAAGAAGCACCGACAAUUGACAUUUCAAAGGCUAGAAUUGCAAUUGAGAGGUACCAAAAUGACCCUGAUUAUAGAUUCUUGCAUGACCAGAUAUCAGACUUGUUUGCAGAGGUAUUGACGUCGGAUCUGAAGUUCUUGGCAUCAGGUGCAAUUAAAUCAAUAAGUUUUGCUUCCAAAUUUUGUCCUUCGAUUGAUUCUCCACAGGACUACGAAACCCUAAUCUGUGAGAGCAUUGCAAAGAAAAUGUUUCCACGUAAUAAUCAUAUAGAGUACAAAGAUGUUGAAGAACCUUAUUACACUUACAGGGUUCGUUAUCGUUUGGGGGACCAUGUACUAAUACCACUGCGCGAAGCCAUAGAAAUAGUGAAGAAGCCAUCUAUCAAAACCGAAAAUUCAUUGAUUGUUCUUGAAGCAUACAGGAAGAUAUUCAAGUCUGAGUCAAAAGAAGGUAGCAGCAUUGUGUUGUUUCAUCAUUGCAUGGAGAUAAUCGAGUUGUUUUCACCGAUAGAAAAUGUGGUCGACACGUUUGGGAAGCUAAGCAUUGGCAACGGCUCUACAAAGCUCCCUCACCAAAUAGUGGCUUCUUUAUUUUAG